Molecule: messenger RNA, 412 nt
Organism: Microtus ochrogaster (prairie vole)
Lineage: Eukaryota; Metazoa; Chordata; Mammalia; Rodentia; Cricetidae
Product: SH3 domain-binding glutamic acid-rich-like protein 3
Cellular component (GO): cytoplasm
Source: RefSeq, a predicted model, not a curated record
GCAAGCCAGUCCCCAGUAAAGUGUUAGACCUGUUACUUUUGAAGAGUAACAGCAGGCUGGGAACCAUGAGUAACAUUAAAAUUUAUUAUGCCAGCGUGUCAGGAUCUAGGGAGGUAAAACAGAACCAAAAUGAAGUUAUGAGGAUUUUUGAUUCUUACAACAUUAAGUAUGAGUUAAUUGAUAUAACUGUCAGUCCCCAAGCACUGGAAGAAAUGCGGACUAAGGCUGACUCUCCUAAUGCUGUACCACCUCAGAUAUUCAAUGGUCAAGAAUAUUGUGGAGAUUUUGAUACUUUCCACUAUGCCAAGGAGAACAAGGAGAUUCUGAAGUUCCUGAAGAUGGAAAUAACGGAGAAUAAUGACAAAUGUUGAUGCCACUGCUCCUCUUAACUGUAAAACAACUGCUCCAUUAA